GCGCUCCAGCCAGCCAUAAAACCGUGCGCUCUCACGCAGGCGUGCCAAAGUGGCUGUCAGAUGCGAUUUGGAGUAACAAGUGGAUUCUUAGCUUUUCCUCAGCAUCGCGCCUGGAAACACUUUUGAGCCCCGUGCCGGACCUAGAUCAUGGACUCAGAUACAAGCCGCGUGUCGAGCAGACCAUCAUCUCCCGAGGUAGACGACAUCUUUCUGGCCACCCUGAAGAAAUCCGUGCACGGCUUCUCCGGAGCCGUGUCCUCCACACAGAGCGACUCUCCAGACAUCUCCAGCCUGCGCGGCCUCUCCGCCUCCGACGAGGAGCUCGCGCUCCGGCUUGCCAAGAAAGACCGUAAACUCCUGUCAGAGGGCGAGCUGCAGUCCAUCCGCCUCAAGAUUAACAGCCGCGAGAGGAAAAGGAUGCACGACCUCAACGUGGCCAUGGACGGGCUCCGGGAGGUCAUGCCCUACGCGCACGGACCAUCUGUGCGUAAACUCUCCAAAAUCGCCACCCUGCUGCUGGCUAGAAACUACAUCCUGAUGCUGAGCAACUCACUGGAGGAGAUGAAGCGGCUGGUGAGCGAGAUCUACGGCAGCAGCGGACACCACGGCGGCUUCCACCCAUCAGCCUGCGGGACUAUGACACACGCGGGACCCGUGCCAGGACACCCGGCGGCUUCUCACGCCCCACACCCGGCGGUGCACCACCCGCUCCUCCCGCCAGCAGUCUCGACCGCUUCUCUGUCCGCGCCCGGCAUCGCCGCCGUCACUUCGGUCAGACCCCAUCACGGACUCCUCAAAGCGCCCGCUGCCAGCGCAGGGCCGCUGGGCAGCAGUUUCCAGCACUGGGGCGUCGGCACCGGGAUGCCUUGUCCGUGCAGCAUGUGCCAAGUCCCGCCUCCGCAUGUUUCCAGCAUGAGCACCGUCACCAUGCCGCGGCUGGCCAGCGACUCCAAGUGACUCCAAACCGAACGGAGACGAACUUUUUGGGGCUGUCACAGACUCUCCCUCCCUGUCCACGUUAUCACUCUUUUUAUUUAUCUUUGUUGCGUCAACGGAGCCUGUAAAGACACUGAUGAUUCUCCUCACAGACUUUGAUGGUUUUGCAACUAACUUAGUGUUUUAUGGUAAUUAACCUCAACUGUAACAGUUGUUUUCUUCACAGAGCUCCAAAAGCACAAAGUUCAGCUCAUCACUGAGCUCUUCUGGCCCACGCAGGCGCCUUUGUGUCUCUACAGUUAUUUAAAGAUCAGUUUUAAUUUCUGGUGUGUGGGCCUGCGGGAGGAAAGAGGGCCCAAAUCAAACCACAAAUAUAGAGUGUAAAUAUGUAGAUGGAUUAGUCUGUUUAAAUAGUGGGAGAUAUUAUAUAUUAGAGUCUUGUUAAUGUGUGGGGAGACCCCCCUCCACCCCGCACACGUUGCACCUGCUUUAUUCUAUCCGUCUUCUUCAUUCAAUGCUUCUUCAUUAUUUUCUCUCUCAGUAGGCUGUUCUUCUCUGUCCGACGUGAACAAUGACCACUUCUUUAUUUUUUUAAAUACAAAAAAAAAAAAAAGAAAAUGAUAUUUAUUUACUUAUUUUGGAUUUCAGAUGAAUGUCUGAUCAUGUUGGGGUUUGAAAUG
Larimichthys crocea (large yellow croaker) is the source of this 1616-nucleotide messenger RNA. Its product is annotated as oligodendrocyte transcription factor 2-like. Gene Ontology annotation, molecular function: E-box binding; protein dimerization activity; DNA-binding transcription factor activity, RNA polymerase II-specific. Gene Ontology annotation, cellular component: nucleus. The record is from RefSeq and is a predicted model, not a curated record. Gene Ontology annotation, biological process: positive regulation of transcription by RNA polymerase II; oligodendrocyte differentiation; sensory organ development. NCBI's taxonomy places the organism in Eukaryota, Metazoa, Chordata, Actinopteri, Sciaenidae. The transcript has 2 exons. Bases 148 to 957 code for a protein of 269 amino acids.